UAUCUGAAUGACUGAACGAGUAAAUAAAAUAAAAUAAAAAUAAAAAUAAAAAGCGAAAAUCUACAUUGUAAUUUCGCUGAAACAAUAUCCGAUAUCGUCGCACGUCGCACAUCACCGUCGUUUGUACAACACGAUAAUAUCGUCUUCACGUCCACCCGUCACAUCAUCGUCGUCGCCGUCUCUGUCCGCGGUUCAUUACAGGUUUUGUCAAAGUCCGAUAGGAAACUUAAUCGAACGACCAUCAUAAAACCAAUUAUAUCCGAUCCCGAUGAUAUGCGCCAUGAGAUGGAAGAUUAGACAUACAGUUUGUCGUUUUUAUUGAAUCGUAAAAUUAAUAAAAGUUUUAUCAGAGCACUACUAUGGGUCAGACACUAUCAGAACCGGUGACUGCAAAACAUACGGAAAGUUGUCAGAAUCAGUAUUUAAAAGUUGGUUCCAGCUCUAUGCAAGGAUGGAGAAUCAACAUGGAAGAUUCCCACACUCAUAUACUGGCACUUCCGGAUGAUCCGAAAGCUGCAUUUUUUGGAGUUUAUGAUGGUCAUGGUGGAGCAAGAAUAGCACAGUAUGCUGGCAAGAAUUUACAUAAAUUUAUUACCAAGAGGCCAGAAUAUGAAGAAAAUAAAAUUAGUGAUGCCUUACAAUUGGGUUUUAUGGAUAUGGAUACUGCUAUGGCUGAAGAUGAAGUGUUAAAAGAUGAGCUUGCUGGGUCAACUGCUGUAGUUGUUUUAGUUAAAGAUAAAAAAAUGUAUUGUGCAAAUGUUGGAGAUUCAAGAGCGAUUGCAUCAGUAUGUGGUAAAGUUGAACCAUUAUCAUAUGACCACAAACCAAAUAAUGAGUUAGAAACUAAAAGGAUUGAAGCAGCUGGUGGUUGGGUCAUGUUUAACAGGGUGAAUGGCAACUUAGCUCUAUCCAGAGCUUUAGGUGAUUACAUAUUCAAAAAAAAUGACCAAAAAAAAUUAGAUGAACAAAUUGUUAUUGCCUGGCCUGAUAUCGAAGUAAAAUCAGUUACAAAGGACUUAGAAUUCAUUGUCUUAGCAUGUGAUGGCAUUUGGGAUGUAAUGACUAAUGAAGAAGUUGUAGAGUUUGUGCGUUUCCGUGUCAGCAAUGGCAUGGAGCCUGAGGAUAUAUGUGAAGAUUUAAUGACAAGGUGUCUAGCACCCAAUGGUCAAAUGGGAGGUCUUGGGUGUGACAAUAUGACAGUUGUAAUAGUUUGUUUCCUAGGCGAAGACCGUACUUGGAAAGAAUUACAAGUACAAUGUUCUAAACCUUCAGCUGCAAAAUCAAUAAACUACCCAAGUAGUGGCUCCCCACCAUUAAGUCCCAAAUCCAAGCACUAGUAUUUUCUUGAGCAUUGUUUUAUUUAUACUUUAUUUUACUUUGGUUCUCACACAUCAUUUGUUUUUUGGCAAUAAAUUAAUAUUAAUAAUAAUAAUAAUUGUGUACAUAAUAGCACUGGGAAAAUAUUUUAAAUUGUUUGUGUCAUAAUAUUAUAUUUUACUUAACAUUUUUUUCCUUUUUAUAAUUAUCUCUUGUAGAUAAAAAGUAAUAUAAUUUCCCUAUAUAAAUCCCAAGUCAUUUUUGUAUUUAUAUAAGUUUUUUUUUAUAUAUAUAUAAUAUGCUAUGAUAUACUAAUGUCUAAUACAUAAUUGGAACACUAAUGAUGUAAAUAACAAUUUCAUGUAACACACUAGUCCAUCCAGUACUUUAGAGGAUGAUGUUAAUUUUUAGAGCAUGAGUUGAAAAUGAAACAAAAUUAUACAUAAAUAUUUUAAUACGAAACAUAGUGCGUUAAAUGUUAUGUAAUUUUAAACAAAAUAUUUGUACAAUCAGACGUUUAGUUUUUAGCACCCAAAGGACUGGCCGUAUUAUAAUUUUUGUGAAUGAAUAUUAAUAAAAUAAUAGUACAACUUGUAUUUGUUAAA
Messenger RNA from Rhopalosiphum padi (bird cherry-oat aphid), 1922 nucleotides. Its product is annotated as probable protein phosphatase 2C T23F11.1. Gene Ontology annotation, biological process: protein dephosphorylation. The transcript is spliced from 7 exons. The record is from RefSeq and is a predicted model, not a curated record. Lineage: Eukaryota; Metazoa; Arthropoda; Insecta; Hemiptera; Aphididae. The coding region runs from base 360 to 1337 and encodes 325 amino acids. Gene Ontology annotation, molecular function: cation binding; protein serine/threonine phosphatase activity.